AUGGUAAUGGCAAUGGCAAGUGACAGUGCAGCAGUAACGUUUUUUGGUCUCGAGACGAUCAAUAGAGUGUCGUUUUUACGGGAAGACAGGUUAUUUAUAUCUCAGGCAUUCGAGCAUGAGAGCUCGCUAUUCAUACCGUUCGUGGACGGACAGGCUUUUACGGGUGAUAGUGGGACAGAUUUGCUAUUUCUAGGGCAACAUGUUGAAAGUAAUAGCGGGUGGAGUAGCGUUUUGGAACGGAUAGGGUCGGUUUUGGACACUGAGAAAGGAUGGCUGGUGGAGUCUGGUUUCACCGCGACGUUUCUAGGACUUCGCGAAUAUGGGACAUACAGUGGUGAUGUGCAAGUUUUCAAGUAUAAGGAGUACGUUGGAAGACCAAUAUUUGCGUUGGACUUGCGUCCCGGUAGUGAUACGUUGAUUAAGAAGGCCGAUGUGCAGUUUAUACUGGACCGGUAUCAGCCAUUGGGGAGAAUGCAGGCAUUUAGUUUGAGCAACGAGGUUGCGUCUAUUUUCUCGCACGCCAACAUGUAUUUGGAUUGGUUGCGUAAGUAUCUGUAUUGCCCCGGGUGCGGGUCCAAGAUUUACCCUGUUCAUUGCGGUACCAAGCUGCAAUGCGGUAACACGAAACCGGACGCCAAGUGUCCGGUCCAGAGCGCAGCCGUGUCCAAUGUGUGCUUCCCAAGAACCGAUCCCGUGGUUAUUGUCGCGAUUGUUGACAGACAGUUCUCCAAGAUAUGUCUAGCUCGCUCUAGAAGAAGAAUGGGGGAUUUCGUCAUGUACUCUACCAUUGCAGGCUUCAUGGAACCCGGCGAGACUGUGGAACAUGCGUGCCAGCGUGAGAUUUGGGAGGAAACUGGUGUAAAGGUCGGUCCAGCAGAUGUGGAAAUCCUUCAUACCCAGCCAUGGCCCUACCCUUCCAACUUGAUGAUUGGAUGCCUUGGUAUCGUGGAUUUCAACGGUGACAACGAAACGAUUAAUCUAGAACAUGACAAGGAGUUGGCAGACGCAAGAUGGUUUGAUUUGAAACUCGUCUCAGAAGCAUUUAGCAAACAUGAUAAAACAUCGACAGCUUUCUUGAAGUAUGACGACACGAUCAGUUUCCCCGGCCGGACUGCUAUCGCUCAUCAAUUGAUAGAAUAUGCAGUUUCUAAGCAUAACAGAAUCAACGGAAACCUAUAA
Kluyveromyces marxianus DMKU3-1042 is the source of this 1179-nucleotide messenger RNA. RefSeq names its product NAD(+) diphosphatase (gene NPY1). Gene Ontology annotation, biological process: NADP+ catabolic process; NAD+ catabolic process. Bases 1 to 1179 code for a protein of 392 amino acids. Gene Ontology annotation, cellular component: cytosol. NCBI's taxonomy places the organism in Eukaryota, Fungi, Ascomycota, Saccharomycetes, Saccharomycetales, Saccharomycetaceae. Gene Ontology annotation, molecular function: NADH pyrophosphatase activity. The transcript has a single exon. The record is from RefSeq and is a predicted model, not a curated record.